AUAAAUAUAUUAAAAUGGGAUGAGAAAGCAUAAUGAUAAGUAAGCAUGAAGUUACCGACAUAAAAAGCCUAAAUAUCAAUAAACGGAACAUCAUGUCACCAAAAACCAAAACCAAGUCUAAACAUUUCCCAUAUACACUCAAAAGAAAGGGAAUCAAACAAACAAAAGGUAAAAAAAUAAAAUAAAAGUUGAGCCCGCCCUCCAAAAGGCAAAAGCUUCAACUUUUUACUCGAUAUAUUAAUACAUUUCCCCCAACCAAAUUUAUGCACUUUUCUUCCCCUCAUUUUAACAGGAUCCUUUUUACUACACAGAAACCCUAACAAGGCCAAACCAAAACCAAAGUCCAAAAACAAACCAAAAAUUAGAAACAAAACCAAAGCUGUGUUGCAAGCCAAUACCCCUUGCUUUAGAAUUCAAAUCUUAUGAACCAACAUGGCUUCAGCUUGUGUUAAUAACAUGGGUGUCUCGCCGGAGAGUUUCCGACCAUAUGGUUGGUUGAGUCGUCGGAUGUCCUUGAGCCGAGAAGAUGAGCCAACCAAGUCUAGACCCAAGACUGGUCGAUCUAAGCCUACAAAUCUUGUUGAACCAGAGACUGGUGAGUUUGAGUUCAGGCUUGAAGAUCCGGUCACCAUGCUUCCAGCUGAUGAGCUUUUUUCCAAUGGCAAGUUACUACCUUUACAUUUCUCAUCACUCAAACAACAACAACAACAACCUCCAUUGUCUGAUACUAGGUUCCUCGAAACAGCCAAAUCUUGUCCAGAAAUGGAUCCUUACCUGUUUUCUCCUAGAGCUCCGAGGUGUUCCAGCGGAUGGAGGGAGCUUCUUGGUCUAAAAAAAUCCUCCCAAAACACUAAUCAACAACAACACCCAAUGCCAGAGUCUCGAAGCCCCAAAUCUCUCAAGCAUUUACUCAAUAGAACCACAAAAUAUUUACCUUCGUUGAAUCUCCCACUGUUGAAAGACUCAGAUUCCGAGGCGAUUUCCAUAUCUUCAUCAAGGUUAUCCCUUUCAUCAUCUUCCUCCUCAGUCCAUGAACACGAGGAUCUUCCAAGGUUAUCACUUGAUUCCGAUAAGCCCAGCCCCAACCCUUUCGCUCCCUGUAGAAGUAUAAACCCGAACCCAAACCCACCGAGAACCGGACGGAGUCGGAUCCGGAGGGACCCAUCGACAAACCGGGGAAAUUUUUCAGUGGAUAGUCCGAGAAUGAACUCGUCGGGGAAAAUCGUGUUUGAAAGCCUAGAAAGAAGCUCAAGCAGUCCAAGUAGUUUCAAUGGUGGUCCCCAGUUUAAACAAAGAGGAAUAGAAAGGUCAUAUUCAGCUAAUGUAAGGAUCACCCCAGUACUUAAUGUCCCCGUUUGUUCAUUAAGAGGAUCUUCAAAAUCAGGUUUGGUUUUCGGAUUGUUUUCAUCUUCCCGGCAGAAGGCUGCAAAUGGAGGAAGCAACAGCAAAGGGCGUCAAUGUAACAGCAGAAGUUGAAAAACAUUUUUAA
This is a messenger RNA of Hibiscus syriacus, 1489 nucleotides long. RefSeq lists its product as uncharacterized. The record is from RefSeq and is a predicted model, not a curated record. The coding region runs from base 433 to 1476 and encodes 347 amino acids. The transcript has a single exon. NCBI's taxonomy places the organism in Eukaryota, Viridiplantae, Streptophyta, Magnoliopsida, Malvales, Malvaceae.